Messenger RNA from Symbiodinium sp. CCMP2592, 2610 nucleotides. The record is from the annotation of a GenBank genome assembly. NCBI's taxonomy places the organism in Eukaryota, Dinophyceae, Suessiales, Symbiodiniaceae.
AUGGCCAUUGUGGAAGCGUUGUCAUUGAUGGCAUCCGCUGCCCAAGAGGCCUUGUCCCUUGUAUGGAUGGAGCUUGCUAUGUUCGGGGUUGCUGCCCUGGUUUACGUGGCGUGCAUGGGUUUGCCUCAGAGAGGGACCAAGACGAAGGGAAAGUUGGCAAACGCGUAUGAGGACGCACCGCUCCGGGAAGCCAAGGAGUCCUGGAAGCACUGGGAGCAGGUGAAGCGAGGCCGCGCCGAGUUGACCGGCAGCUUCGGCUCGGGCCUCUACAAGGCGCUGACGGCCAUGCGCCAGCUCCGGAAGUCCGGCUCGGAGGUGGAAGAAGAGCUGCGUGCGGCUCUGAAAGGGCCGGCGAGUGCGAAGCUCCUCUCGGAGAUGGAGGCGUUGCCUGCUGCACUCCUCCGUGAUGAUGCCAUCGAUCUUCUUCCACCAGUUCUGCAAGUUCUUCAGGAUUGGGAAAAGCGAGCCGAGACGUCGACCUACGCCGCGCUGAUGGCUGCCCAGCUGCGCCGUCGCGAUUUUGCUGGUGUGGGCGUCACCGCCUCAAAGUUGCCGGAAGACGCCUUGACGCCCAAGAUGCGUGCCAUUUUGGCCGCUGCAGCUGUGCAACGUGGGAAGCUUGAGGAGGCCCUGAGGCAGCUGGAGCAGCUGCCGGACGCGGACUCGGCGGAUGCGGGCCCCCGCUUCCUCACCCCAAAUACGGCGGGACAGAUCCUCUGCCUGGCCAACAAAGAGCAGCGCGGUGCGGAAGUGCAAGCGCAGCUAAAGCGGAUCGGCGUGCAGCCGCUGCAGGACAGCAAGGACAGCAAUGCGGAAAUGCAGCGUGCCGUUACAACUAUGAAGGCUUACGUGAAGAACAAGGACCUGCCCAACGUGACAGCUGUUUUCAAUCGCCUGAAGAAGAACGGUGUUGUGAUGCGGUCCCAGAUUUACAAUUGCUACCUCGAUGCCUGCGUCCAGUGCAGUGACAUUGAAGCAGCCUUGUCACUCUUUGAGGAGAUGAAGCAGCUCGGCUUCGUGGAUGUUGUCAGCUACAACACGGUUCUCAAGGGCUUCUUGGCCUCCGGCCGCUUGGGUGAGGCACGGAGUCUCGUACAGGAGAUGACUUCACGCGGGCUGGCAGCCAACAAGGUCACCUACAACGAGCUCCUGAAUGCGAAAGUCGCUGCGCGAGAUCGCGCGGGUAUGUGGAGCAUUGUGGACCAGAUGCUCCAAGCCGGCCUCAAGGCGAACCUGAUCACCUGCUCGAUUCUCUUGAAGUCCUUGACGCAGCAUUCCGCUGAGACAGACUUGGCUCGGGUUCUGAGCCUGAUUGACAGCGUGGAGGAGCCCAUCGAUGAAGUUCUCUUUUCGUCGAUCAUCGAAGCCUGCAUCCGAAUCAAGAGGUUGGACAGCCUCUCCGACUUCAUUGGCCGAUACAAGGUGAAGGGCCUUUUUAAGAAUAUCUCUGCUCCGAUCUACGGGGCCAUGAUCAAAGCCUUUGGCGAGGCCGGUCACCUCCAUCAGGUCCGUGAACUCUGGGCGCAGCUGCAGAGCCACAAUGUGAAGCCGACGGCUAUCACUAUCGGCUGCGUGGUGGAGGCUUUGGUGAUUAACAAGCAGGGAGAGGAGGCCUGGCAACUCGUCCAGGACCAACUGCAGUAUGAUGACCGCAAAAGCAUGGUCAACACCGUGGUAUACUCGACCGUGCUGAAGGGCUUUGCGGUUUCCAAGCGGAUUGACAAAGUGCUUGCUGUGUACAAGGAAAUGCGAAACAACAACAUUGCCUGCAACACCAUCACCUACAACACCAUGCUGGAUGCCUGUGCGAAGUGCAAUGCGAUGGAGAAGGCCUCGCUGCUUUUGGAAGACAUGCGAGAAACCAACAUCGAGCCCGACAUCAUCACCUACUCCACGAUCAUCAAGGGCUAUUGCCUGAACGGUGAUGUGGAGCGUGCCUUGAGUGUUCUCGAGGAGAUGAGGAGGGACGGCCACUUCCUGCCGGACGAGAUCAUGUACAACUCGAUCUUGGAUGGCUGCACCAAGCAGCGUAAUGUCAGCGAGGCAUUGCGUCUGUUGGAGGAGAUGAAGGCAUCUGGCAUUAAACCCAGCAACUACACCUUGAGCAUCCUUGUGAAGCUGCUUGGCAACGCUCGGCGCCUUGGUCAAGCAAUGCAGAUGGUCGAGGAUCUCAGCUCUCAGCACGGGCUGAAGCCCAACAUCCAGGUGUACACCUGCCUUAUCCAUGCCUGCUUCCAAAACAGGCGCUUCGAGAGGGCCUUGAGCGUCUAUGAGAAGAUGAUCAAGGAGGGCUGCCGGGCCGACGAAAAAUUCUAUGCAGUGCUCGCUCGCGGAUGCCUACAGUUGCACCAGCCAGGGAAGGCCCUGGAAGUGAUCCGAGCAGCCUACAACCUGCCGGGCAGCUCGCUUCCCAGCGGCCCACGAGCGGUCGGAGUGGAAGGCUUAGAGGAGCUGCUUCAGAAGAUCGGCAAGGAGGAGCAGGAAGCUGCUGAUGAGCUGACCCAAGAGUUGAAGACUAAUGGCGUGCAGACUGCUGGAGCGAAGUCUUGGAGCAGCGGUGCACGUGUGGCGGGCGGCCCCAGCCGAGAGCGCCGCCGCGGCGGACGGUGA